Molecule: messenger RNA, 1344 nt
Organism: Condylura cristata (star-nosed mole)
Lineage: Eukaryota; Metazoa; Chordata; Mammalia; Eulipotyphla; Talpidae
Gene: SAMD7
Product: sterile alpha motif domain containing 7
Exons: 7
Coding region: 1-1344 (447 amino acids)
Molecular function (GO): protein binding
Source: RefSeq, a predicted model, not a curated record
AUGGCUGUGAAUCCUUUAUUGACAGUUCCAGGGCAGCAGAAGAUCCCUCUGGUUCCAUCAGCAUUUGAACCUCCAGUUGUGGAGAGAGAUUUAUUGUCCUCCUCUGUAGCACCAGCUGAUUCAAGACAAUUUUGUAUUUCUUCCCAAUUUGGAUCCUCAGUUCUACCAAAUGUGAAUAUGCCAAACAUGCUUUCGCAUCGUGUCUACUCAGGCUGGGGUAUUUUACCACCUGAAUCUCUAAAGGCAAUGGCUAGAAGAAAUGAGAUGAUUCAAAGACAGCACACUGCCAGGAUGGAAAUGGAAAUGCAUGCCAUUUACCAGCAACGGAAAAUAGAAAAAGUUAACCCCACGGGACUAGCCGGCACAGUGCCUCCGUUCCUCUAUGGCUCUGAGACCUCAGCUGUCUCAGCCCCGUACCAUGGCAGGACCACACUCCCUGCAAGUGAUAUCCAUUUUCACAGAAGCACCUUGAGAAACCUUCCAGGAAACCCCGCGGUAGUGGCAACAGGUUCAAAUUUUGUAGAGAGCUGGAGGCAGAAAUGUCGGCGUCUCAGGAGAGGUACUGGAAAUCAGAAAGUUCUAGACAGUGAUACUGAGAGUUGCAAAAAUCAAAUAGAAGAAAAAGUCCUAGACCAGACUCAUGCAAUGCCUUGUGAAGAGAUUGAGUAUGCAAAAGACCCAGAAACUGAAGCUCUCAACAGCAAGUCAAAUGAGACCCAUGAGAUGUCAGCUACAGCCCUUGCCAACACUUAUGGAGAGCUCGAACCCACCUACAGAAAACCCUGGGGAACUCAUGGUGCUCUCCUGGAGAAAGAGGACUGGGACAGUGGAAAAGAGAAGGAAUCGGAGCAGGACUUUGCAACCUGUGGUGAGAAGAAUGGGGUUUACCCUCCAGUUCCUCCACCAUCUCUGCCAGGAACACAUGCGCUGGUUGCAAUCAGGGGAACUCUAUCUUUGGAUGAAGAUAUUCAGAAAUGGACUGUGAAUGAUGUGUACAACUUCAUCGGUAGCCUACCUGGUUGUUCAGAUUAUGCUCAGGUAUUUAAAGAUCAUGCAAUUGAUGGAGAAACGUUGCCAUUACUCACAGAGGAACACCUGCGAAGCACCAUGGGUUUAAAGCUAGGGCCUGCGCUAAAGAUUCAAUCACAGGUAUCUCAGCAUGUGCAAAGUAUGUUCUACAAGAAAAAUCUUUCACAUCCCUCCCAUACAAAAGAAGCUUUUGGUCAACCAACAAAUACAGCCCCUCUUAUGGAUUUUAAUUCCUGGGGUGAUACACUGGACAUGCCUUGUUCCCAGGAUAUAAUGGCUCCUAAAGGAACUGAGCAAGAUAGUAUGAGAAAUUAA